AUGCUAUCAGCCAAGCUUGCUCGGGGUAUACGCAGGAAAGUCAGCGGGCUUUUCGUACGACCAUCGUCUGAGAAUAGUGAGGGAUCGCCAGACGCAAGGCCUGAUGCAGGUCUACGUGCCAGGACGCGGCCAUCACUUGCUCAAACACUUCCUGAGGACGUUGUUUGCGAGAUAUAUUAUGCGCUAGCUGCGAUAGACCCACCGAGAUACUCUGGACCAUUACACGCGCUAGAUCGGGAGCUUCAGUAUGUCGAGUCCGAGGGUUGGGAUACGGACAUCCACCCCUUGUGGACGGGCCCUCGCGCAGUGCCGUGGAACCUAGAUCAAACUACUCUGCUACGACGAUCGUUAUAUUCGCCUUCAGGCUCCCUAGGAUGGAUCUCCUUGACCCAUGUCAGUCGUCUCUAUCGGACUGUGGGACUGGACCUGGCUCUCUUAUGGGGAGGGGUUGUUCACGUAUUCCCCGCUGCGUUGGAUACGAUCAUGAUGCGCGCUCGCGGCGCACCGCUCUCGUUUGAUUUUGGAGCCUUACAGGGCUCCCUAAGCGCGCAAGAAAGUGUAUACCUGCAGCUUGCGAUGGACAAUAUCACGCAUGUGGGCUCUCUGACCACCGGAUGGUCUUCGCGUCGCCCACCUAUGCCGUCCGCACGAUGGCUAGACAUAAUCAGUGCAACACCCUUACCCCGUCUUCAAUUCCUGCACAUCGAUGGUGCUAACGACCUCGGCUUGAGGCAUGCACCCAAUCCUUCGAAUCACAACGGAUCCGGUCGUUUCCUUGACGCCCCUAUGUUGAGCAGCUUGACUAUGAAGUCAACCCAGUUCUUGCCCUUUCGCACCCCGUUUCUCCGGUCUCUUGUUUUGGGGCAGAAUGAAGGCGGCGUGCCUUCGGCAAUCCUUCUAAGAGCCCUCCAAACCACUCCAUUGUUAGAAGAACUUGAGAUCUCCUACUCUCUUGCCGACGCCACACAUGAUCCCGAGCAGACCCCUGUACACCUUUCCCACCUAAUCUCCGCGCGAUUCUACGAUUCGCUCGAGGAUAUUGCCAACCUCUGGCGCCAAAUUCGUGCACCAUUGACCUGCUCCCUUGUCGUUCAUCUCGUGCACUCUAGCAUUUUCAUGCUCGGAGAAGAACCAAACCGGAACGGCGACCUGCUCAUUUCAGCGCUCCUGGAACGUCUGCUUGAUCCGUCGAUCAACGCAUUCAGUUUCACGUAUUCGCGAGGUGGAUGUGCCAUCGCACUCGCCGUCGGACGACCCGGAUCCUUGGACCAGCCAACGAAUCGCACAGGCGUGAUCAUGCGAUACGACAACGUCGUGCGCCACUUCUACUCGAUACCACGCCUGAUCUCUGCCUUUGUGGCAGAGUUGGCGCUGGAGAACAUCACAUACUUCCAUGCAUCUCCCUCUCCGUCCCGCAGUCUUCUCGGACGCGCGGACGCUGAUUUUGGCGUGGAGGACAUCCACGCUAUUGUAUCGAGAUUCACAUCCCUCACAUCUAUAUCUCUGAGUUGGAUCAUGCGACGCUACCAGUCCUUCCUCGAGUCGCUCGGGACUGUGGAAACGAGUGACGGACAACUUCCUAUCGCAUUGCCGAACACCCCAACCCUCAUUUUCAUAUCGGUCGACGAGGAGGACAAGCUGAUCUCCAUCGAUCUCGAAGAGGGAGGAUUGAGGGCCUCUAUUGAACAUCGCUACCGCGACUUGGCCAAGGUGCUUUCAGAACGCGCGGAUGCUGGAUACCGUUUCUCCCGACUAGUCCUGAGAGGUGUGAAGCAGGGCGAGAGCGAGCUCCGGGACGCGGAUCAGCAUGGGUUGGCUACAGUGCGCGCCCUGGUAGACGUUGUGGAGGACGCUCGAUCCGUGUCUCUGAAGUAA
Molecule: messenger RNA, 1875 nt
Organism: Peniophora sp. CBMAI 1063
Lineage: Eukaryota; Fungi; Basidiomycota; Agaricomycetes; Russulales; Peniophoraceae
Source: the annotation of a GenBank genome assembly